AUGGUUUCCUGUUUCGUGUUGGUUCACAUCUGCACAUUAUGUCGUAACUACCGCUUACGUCUAAUCUCACAAUGCACACCAACUGCACACAAUCUCAUCUGUUCAGUCGAACGACGUCUUCUCAAGGUGCGUGCACAAAUGCCCAUCUUCAAGGCGCGCUAUCCGAACGGCUACGAUCCGACCAGGAUGGAGGGAGUGGAGUGGAUCGAAGGUGCACCCCGCCGCAUGUGCUCCUCUACUGCGCAUACUAGUUCCCUCUCCUUUCCCUUGCUCCACUUUGCCCAUUUCUCCUCUCCGCCCCUGUCCAAUCCAAUCAGCACGCUCGAAUGA
Messenger RNA from Protopolystoma xenopodis, 330 nucleotides. Lineage: Eukaryota; Metazoa; Platyhelminthes; Monogenea; Polystomatidea; Polystomatidae. The record is from the annotation of a GenBank genome assembly.